GCUUGGGGAGGGGGGCGGUUCUUGCAUCCGAUCUGGGUUGUGUCGGACCCGCGGUGGAGGAUCGAUCACCGCUUAGCGUCACCGCAGCGGAAACCUCGACGUUCGCCAUUUUCCGGUUCUUUCGUCAUUUCUCCAAGACACCGUGAUUCUCCCCUUCUAUAUAAUCCCGCAGCAGUGGUGGCCAUGGGCGAUGGGCAGAAGUUGAGGUCAACUGUGGCGGACAAUGUCUUUCCAACAAAGUGAAACGGUGCCCGUUCCGGCUCAAUCCUCCCUAUCUUUCACUCAGGGAUUCUUGCUUGGGCAGCUGUCCGUGGUGCUGUUGAUCGGAGCUUUCAUCAAGUUCUUCAUUUUCGGCGAAGCACCUCCGCCGCCCUCCCGCGGCCUUUCACAUCGAGCGUCUACCCAUCGGCGUUCCAAUUCUAUCUACACAAUCAACCCCAAUGAGGCAAAUAAUAACCGUUCAUUGAGAGAGAAGCCGUCGAACUCGAAUGUUCUCCGUCCGGUGCCUUCUUCCUCGACGAAUACCCGCUCAAUCCUCCGCAAAACCUACUACAGCGCCAUUCCUACAAAUCCCUCGAAACAUGGCAGGCAUAAGAUUCAUCACUCGUCGCAUCAGCCGGAGUCUCUUGACUGGUUCAAUGUGUUGAUCGCGCAGACUAUUGCUCAGUACAGACAGACAGCGUACUUGUUGAAGGACUCUCCGACGUCGUCGAUCCUCAGCUCGCUCAAUGCGGCUCUCAACAAUCCCGAGAAAAAGCCGUCUUUCAUAGACAAAAUCAACGUCACGGAUAUCUCGCUUGGUGAGGAAUUCCCCAUCUUCAGCAACUGCCGUAUCAUUGCUGUCGAUGACCCCAAUUCCGAUGGUGGGAGACUCCAGGCCUUGAUGGACGUCGACUUGAGCGACGACAACUUGUCGAUCGCCAUCGAAACUUCCUUGCUGCUCAACUAUCCUAAGCCAUGCUCGGCGAUUCUUCCCGUGGCACUGUCGGUUUCUGUUGUUCGUUUUUCGGGCACAUUAUGUAUCUCUCUUGUUCCCGCAUCCACCCCUCCCCUCCACACCCCCUCUCCAUCCCCAUCCCCUCCCACCGCUGAUGGGAACCCACGCGGCAAGACAACCGGGGACGCCAACGCACGUGCGGCCGACGAGGAAGCCGACGGUCUUCCACCGAAGACCGGGAGCCCGAAGAGCAAUGUUGCUUUCUCCUUCCUUCCGGAUUACCGGCUGGACCUCUCGGUUCGAUCCCUCAUCGGCUCCCGGAGCAGGCUUCAAGACGUGCCUAAGGUGGCUCAGCUAGUGGAAGCUCGUGUGCACGCGUGGUUCGAGGAGCGAGUGGUCGAGCCCCGAGUGCAAGUAGUCGGGCUGCCCGAUCUAUGGCCGCGCAUGGGACGGACGGGUGUCCGCACCGGUGACGACUCGGAAACCGGCUCGAACGCGGCAUCUCGGAGUGCCAUGUCCGCCGAUCUUGGUGACCACCACUUAGGGGAUCGAGAACCCGAGGGACUACGGUUCCGCGGUGGACUUGCCUCGCGGCCUCAAUUCGACAGUGUGUCGCGCACCAGCAGCUACAACGUCGAGACAGGGGACUUGCGCAGUCCCAGCUUGAUCCGAGAAGAGAGUUCAGGUGCGCUUAGCGAACAAUUUCAAAUGCCUGGCUCGUUGUCGGGCGCGGCUGCUCGCUGAGCCAGCUACCUUCCUUUGGUUACGUGUACCAUAGAUAACUACGAGUCUUGAAGAAAAAGUAUCCGACCUACAUAACGAACGGAGUUAGGU
Molecule: messenger RNA, 1771 nt
Organism: Aspergillus welwitschiae
Lineage: Eukaryota; Fungi; Ascomycota; Eurotiomycetes; Eurotiales; Aspergillaceae
Gene: mmm1
Product: ERMES complex subunit MMM1
Exons: 3
Coding region: 224-1681 (485 amino acids)
Biological process (GO): mitochondrion organization; phospholipid transport
Cellular component (GO): endoplasmic reticulum; ERMES complex
Molecular function (GO): lipid binding
Source: RefSeq, a predicted model, not a curated record